AUGUUUGGAAGUACUUUCGGUCAAAGCCAGCCAGCUGGCGGAGGUUUAUUCGGGUCAACAAAUACCGCACAACCUUCAGGUGGUUUAUUUGGAUCUACAAAUACCGCGCAAAAGCCAGGAGGAUUAUUUGGCUCGACCACAACUACAGGAGCUCAAAACCAGGGAGGAGGGCUCUUCGGCGGCGCAGGGCAAAAUACUCAACAAAAUCAACAACAGACUGGCGGACUUUUCGGUGGAGGACUAGGAACAAGCACUCAACAGAACCAGCCUCAAGCGGGAGGAUUAUUUGGAGCAAAUGCACAACAGCCACAGCAGCAACAACCGGGAGGUUUAUUCUCUGGACAGACUAUGGGAGCGCAGCAGCAAAACACAAUCCUGGGAGGAUCACAGCAACAGACUGGUUUAUUUGGACAGACGCAAUCGUCGCAAGCUUUGGGCCAGUCACAAGGACAAUUUGGAAAUUCUUUGUUUACAAAUACAAGUGGACUGAAACCUCGAGAAAAGAGUGUGAUAGACCAGAUUGAAACAGUUGUGGGUAAAUGGGAUACAGGAAGCAAGGACUGUGCCUUCCAAUAUUUCUUCUAUAAUAAUGUUGGUGUGGACGAAGCACCAUUCUAUCAACCACAACCCAACGAAGACCCAAGAGCUUGGGAAGAAGCCCUUUCGAAAAAGCCAGGACCUGGAUAUAUUCCAGUCGCAUGCAUCGGUUUCCAAAUGAUGGGCGACAGGAUCAAAGCCCAGCAAAACCAUCUUGCAGCAUUCAAUAUUCGGUUACAUGAUAUCAAUGCUAGCUUGUCGAACCUACUUCAAAAUCACGACACGAGGACUAGUAUACGGGCAAUGGAUGCGAGAAGGAAACAUGUGGUCUUAAAACAACGAUGCAUAGCAUUGGCGACUAAAGUGCAGGUCCUAAGAAACAGAGGCUAUGCUCUUAGUGGAGACGAGGAGGACCUGAAAGCUAAACUUAUUAAGAUAGAAAAGGGGGCUAGCGAUCCAGCACUGGGUGCCAGAGCAGAAGAGAUCUGGGCUCGAAUGAUCAACGUUCAAGAGCGAGGUCGGUUAUUGAGGACGGAACUGGAGAAGGUUGGGCAAGAAAAUGGAGAGAUUUUGGACGACACCAUGACCGCGCGAUGCAAGAAGAUUCUCGAAGACUAUCAAACUCAAUUAGCACAUUUAAAAAAGGAGUUGGAUAGGGUACACAAGGAUUAUGUCGAAUGGGAAAAAGAGCAGCCACCACAAAUGGCAGCGAGGACAAGAUUUGGCCGAUGA
Botrytis sinoallii is the source of this 1269-nucleotide messenger RNA. RefSeq lists its product as uncharacterized. Bases 1 to 1269 code for a protein of 422 amino acids. The transcript has 3 exons. Gene Ontology annotation, molecular function: structural constituent of nuclear pore. The record is from RefSeq and is a predicted model, not a curated record. Lineage: Eukaryota; Fungi; Ascomycota; Leotiomycetes; Helotiales; Sclerotiniaceae. Gene Ontology annotation, cellular component: nuclear pore central transport channel; nuclear pore. Gene Ontology annotation, biological process: NLS-bearing protein import into nucleus; nuclear pore organization; protein localization to nuclear inner membrane.